Messenger RNA from Orycteropus afer afer, 1914 nucleotides. RefSeq names its product spire type actin nucleation factor 2 (gene SPIRE2). Gene Ontology annotation, biological process: actin filament polymerization; actin nucleation; intracellular transport. Lineage: Eukaryota; Metazoa; Chordata; Mammalia; Tubulidentata; Orycteropodidae. Gene Ontology annotation, molecular function: actin binding. Gene Ontology annotation, cellular component: cytoplasmic vesicle membrane; cell cortex. The coding region runs from base 7 to 1914 and encodes 635 amino acids. The record is from RefSeq and is a predicted model, not a curated record. The transcript is spliced from 14 exons.
ACAACAAUGGUGGUGUCACCAGCCAGCUCGGAAGCCCAGAUGGUGCAGUCGCUGGGCUUCGCCAUCUACCGCGCGCUGGACUGGGGCCUGGACGAGAACGAGGAGCGCGAGCUCAGCCCGCAGCUAGAACAGCUCAUCGACCUCAUGGCUAACAGCGACAGCGAGGACGGCAGCUGCGGGGCAGACGAGGGCUACGGGGGCCCGGAGGAGGAAGAGGAGGCCGAGGGCACCCCACGGGCAGUGCGCACCUUUGCGCAGGCCAUGCGACUGUGCGCUGCACGCCUGACAGAGCCCCGGGGCGCGCAGGCGCACUACCAGGCAGUGUGCCGUGCGCUCUUCCUGGAGACACUGGAGCUGCGCGCCUUCCUAGCCCGUGUGCGCGAGGCCAAGGAGAUGCUGCAGAAGUUUCGGGAGGAUGAGCCCCAGGCAGAGAAGCCCCUGGCAGAGCUAGAUGACCUGGGGCGCACAGACUGGGCCAGACUCUGGGUCCAACUCAUGCGGGAGCUUCGCCACGGAGUGAAACUCAAGAAGGUUCAGGAGAAGGAGUUCAACCCACUGCCCACAGAGUUCCAGCUCACACCAUUCGAGAUGCUCAUGCAGGACAUCCGCGCCCGCAACUACAAGCUGCGGAAGGUCAUGGUCGAUGGGGACAUCCCUCCCAGGGUGAAGAAGGACGCCCAUGAGAUCAUCCUGGACUUUAUCCGCUCGCGGCCACCACUGAAGCAGGUCUCGGAAAGGAGGCUGCGCCCACUACCGCAGAAGCAGAGGACUUUGCACGAGAAGAUCCUGGAGGAGAUCAAGCAGGAGAGGAAGCUGCGGCCAGUGGGCAGCUCGCCCUGGGACACCCGCCGGUUUGGCUCUCUGCCCUGUAUCCUCAAUGCCUGCUCCGGGGAUGUUAAGUCCACUUCCUGCAUCAACCUUUCUGUCUCGGAUGCCGGGAGCAGCACCCAGCACCCACGACCCCGGGUCCUGCUCAAGGCGCCCACCUUAGCCGAGAUGGAGGAGAUGACCACGUCAGAGGAGGAGGAGUCUCCGUGUGGGGAGACGACCCUGAAGCGGGACCGCUCCUUCUCGGAACAAGACCUGGCCCAGCUCCGGAGUGAGAUGGCUUCGGGCCUGCCAGCCUCUGAGACUUCAUCAGGGACAAAACCGUCAGCCCGGCCCCGAGCAGGCAGCAUGCACACCUGGAGGCCCAGUGCCCCGGACCGGGGUUCCUUCCCUGUGAGCGUCCAGGCCCGGCCUGCCCCUGCCCCUGCCACAGCCCCACUCAGUGGCCUGGGUACAGUGGAGGAGAGGCCUGAGGCUGCGGGGGCCCAGGACAGCCAGGCCAAGCACCUGUGGCUGGAGUUCAGCCACCCUGUGGAGAGCCUGGCACUGACCGUGGAGGAGGUGAUGGACGUGCGCCGAGUGCUGGUAAAGGCCGAGAUGGAGAAGUUCCUGCAGAACAAGGAGCUCUACAGCAAUCUGAAGAAGGGGAAGAUUUGCUGCUGCUGUCGAAUCAAGUUCCCACUGUUCUCCUGGCCACCUACCUGUCUCUUUUGCAAGAGAGCUGUCUGCUCCUCCUGUAGCAUAAAGAUGAAAAUGCCUUCUAAGAAGUUUGCACACAUCCCUGUGUAUACUCUGGGCUUUGAGAGUCCGCAGAGGCCGUCAAGUGCCAGAGCCACCCUGGGCCAGAGAAAAGACAUCUUCCAGUCCCUGCAGGGGCCCCAGUGGCGGGGCGUGGAGGAGGAGUUCCCCCACAUCUAUGCCCAUGGCUGUGUUCUGAGGGGUGUCUGCAGUGACUGCACCAGUUUCGUGGCCGACGUGGUCCGCUCCAGCCGCAAGAGCGUGGACGUCCUCAACACCACACCACGCCGUGCCCGCCAGACCCAGUCCCUCUACAUCCCCUCCACCCGGACUCUGGACUUCCAGUGA